AUGUCACUGCUGUGUGUCGGAGUGAAGAAAGCCAAACUUGAUGGACCCCAAGAGAAGUUCAACACGUACGUGACACUGAAGGUGCAGAAUGUCAAGAGCACCACUAUUGCUGUACGGGGCAGUCAGCCCAGCUGGGAACAGGACUUCAUGUUUGAGAUUAACAGAUUGGACCUAGGUUUAACGGUGGAGGUGUGGAAUAAAGGUUUGAUUUGGGACACCAUGGUUGGCACUGUUUGGAUCCCAUUGCAGAAUAUUCGCCAGUCUAAUGAGGAGGGCCCAGGGGAGUGGCUUACCCUGGACUCUCAGGUUAUCAUGGCAGAUAAUGAAAUCUGUGGAACCAAAGAUCCUACAUUCCACCGGGUUCUCCUGGACACGCGCUUUGAACUGCCACUAGAUAUCCCAGAGGAGGAAGCUCGCUAUUGGGCCAAAAAACUGGAGCAGCUCAACGCUAUGCGGGACCAGGAUUACACGUAUCAGGAAGAGCAGGAGCGUCCUCUGCCUGUCCCUGGAACUCAGUGCUGUAACUGGAGUCUUUGGGGAGAUCAGCAAAAUGAUGAUCCAGACAGUGCGGUGGAUGACCGGGACAGUGACUAUCGCAGUGAGACCAGUAACAGCAUCCCACCACCCUUCUACACCACAUCUCAGCCCAAUGCCUCCGUCCACCAGUAUCCCAUGAGUCAUCAGCACCGGGGCUCCCGCGGCUCCUACACGCGGUCCAUCAACAGCUAUGACCUCGACUAUGACAACCAGAGAGUCAUCAGUCCCACAGGGAGCUAUGCAUCCUCGGCGGAGCUGAGUCGCUGCAGUUCUCAGCUGAGUGUGGAGUAUGGAGAGAGGGAGCUGUAUGAUGAAAACGACUCCUAUCAUUCCUGUCACUCCUCUGUCAGCUAUAGCAAGGGAUCUCCCGACUGGGACGAGACCCAAGGAGCGUACAGUGACGAGGCUGGAUAUAGCCGGGAUGGUGGAGAGGAAGGAGCACUCUACGAGGAGGAAGAUGGCGACCUGUAUGCUGAGGAGCCUGAGGACUUGUAUGAGGGAGAGGAGGAUCUGAUCUAUGAAGAUGAAGAUCUGUACCCUCUGGAUGGAACGCUGAGUGAGGACCAGGAGACCCCAUAUACACCUACUCCAACCAGCACAGCUCCAACUCUGGGCGCAUCCACCUCCAGACCUCCGCUGGAGAAACAGCCCUCGUUACAUCAGCAGCAACAGCAGCAGCAGCAGCAGCAGCAGACACCACAGUCACAGAAUACAUCUCAACAGUCCAUCCAACCACCCACUCAACCACCCAGUCAGUCACAAACUCAGCCACAAAUCCAGCCACCAACAAAACCACCUACCCAGCAACCUCCAAAUCAGCAGCCCCCGCGACAACCCCCACCCCCUCAGCAAUCGUCAGGUCCGAUUCCCUCUGUCCAGUCUUUCUUUGCUAUGGCCAAGCCACUAACUGCUGUGUUUGGUUUGGGCUCCUCUGCACCUCCUCAGCCUCCUGCACCAACACCACAUCCUCAGCCUCAGCCUUCAGCCCAAGCCCCAGUGCCUCCACCCCAGGUCCUAAAUGCCCAACCUCCGCCCCCUACAGAUCAGUCAACACCUGCUCCAACACCAGUGCCAAGCAAACCAACAGAGCCCCCUUCUCAAGCUCCUACGACCACUCCCCAACCUCCAGAUUCCUCACCAAAACAUCCCACCCCAACACAAGAAUCUCUGGCCAUGGAGGAACUUUUGAAAAUGGAAGAACCUCCACCAGAGGAGGAGGAACAGUUUCCUGUAGAUGAAGCGCCUCUUGAAGAGAAGGAAGAAGAGAUACCCCCUUCUUCUCCACUGCUGGAAGAAGAAAAACAACUGGAGCCUGAGAGUGAGCCAGUGCCUGAAGAACCAAAGGAGCCCGUGGAUCCAGCAGUCCGAGCUAAGGAAAACUGGCUUCGACUCUUCAACAAAGUUCGACAGCAGUUACAGGAGGCACGAGGGGAGACAGAUGGGUCACAGUCACUGUGGUUUAAAGAAGGAAUGGGUGGAGCUUUGUACAGCAUUGACAGUAUGCCUGACCUGCGAAAAAGGAAAGCCAUCCCACUGGUCAGAGAUCUGGCAAUGUCUUUGGUUCAGAACUCUCGGAAGGCUGGAAUAACCUCAGCCAUGGCCUGUAGCACACUGAACAAUGAGGAACUGAAGAGUCAUGUAUAUAAGAAGACAUUGCAAGCUCUGAUCUACCCCAUCUCUUGCACCACACCACAUAACUUUGAGGUCUGGACGGCCACCACACCCACCUACUGUUAUGAGUGUGAGGGACUGCUGUGGGGCAUUGCCCGACAGGGCAUGCGUUGUACCGAGUGUGGGGUCAAAUGCCAUGAAAAGUGCCAGGACCUGCUGAAUGCUGACUGCCUACAGAGAGCUGCAGAGAAGAGCUCUAAGCAUGGGGCUGAAGACCGUACCCAGAACAUUAUUAUGGUUCUGAAAGACCGUAUGAAGAUCCGUGAGCGGAACAAACCAGAAAUCUUUGAGUUAAUCCAGGAGGUCUUUGGUGUCGUUAAGGCUGCUCAUGGCACACAGAUGAAGCAGAUCAAACAGAGCGUGUUGGAUGGGACAUCCAAAUGGUCGGCCAAGAUUAGCAUCACAGUGGUGUGUGCUCAGGGCCUACAGGCCAAAGACAAGACGGGCUCCAGUGACCCCUAUGUCACUGUGCAGGUGGGAAAGACCAAGAAAAGGACCAAGACUAUUUAUGGCAACCUCAACCCAGUGUGGGAUGAAAGCUUCCAUUUUGAAUGCCACAACUCCUCAGACCGGAUAAAGGUGCGAGUGUGGGAUGAAGAUGAUGACAUUAAGUCCCGUGUAAAACAGAGGUUUAAACGAGAGUCUGAUGACUUUUUGGGACAAACCAUCAUUGAGGUCCGGACCCUCAGUGGAGAGAUGGAUGUUUGGUAUAACCUGGAUAAACGGACAGAUAAGUCUGCCGUGUCAGGAGCUAUCCGCAUGCACAUCAGUGUGGAGAUCAAAGGAGAGGAGACAGUGGCCCCAUACCAUGUUCAGUACACCUGCUUACAUGAGCACCUGUUCCACUACACAACUGAGGAGCAGAAUGGUGGUGUGGUUAAGAUUCCUGAUGCUAAAGGAGAUGAUGCCUGGAAGGUCUACUUUGAGGAGACAGCACAGGAGAUCGUGGAUGAGUUCGCCAUGCGCUAUGGAGUCGAGUCCAUCUACCAAGCCAUGACACAUUUCGCCUGCCUGUCCUCAAAGUACAUGUGCCCAGGGGUGCCCGCAGUCAUGAGCACCCUGCUGGCCAACAUCAAUGCCUACUACGCCCACACCACCCAGUCCUCAAACAACGUCUCCGCCUCUGACCGCUUCGCUGCCUCCAACUUUGGGAAAGAGAGGUUUGUCAAGUUACUGGACCAGCUGCACAACUCCCUGAGGAUAGACCUCUCCAUGUACCGGAAUAAUUUCCCAGCCAGUAGUCCUGAGAGACUGCAGGAUCUGAAGUCCACAGUAGAUCUGCUCACCAGCAUUACCUUCUUCAGAAUGAAGGUUCAGGAGCUGCAGAGUCCUCCUAGAGCGAGUCAGGUGGUGAAGGACUGUGUGAAGGCCUGUCUGAACUCCACAUAUGAAUACAUCUUCAACAACUGCCAUGAGCUGUACAGCCGUGAAUACCAGACUGACCCAUCUAAGACGGUUCCACCAGAGGAGCAAGGCCCCAGCGUCAAAAACCUGGACUUCUGGUCCAAACUCAUCACACUCAUAGUGUCCAUCAUAGAGGAGGACAAGAAUUCAUACACACCCUGUCUUAACCAGUUUCCUCAGGAGCUGAAUGUGGGAAAGAUCAGUGCAGAAGUUAUGUGGAACAUGUUUGCUCAGGACAUGAAGUAUGCAAUGGAGGAGCACGAGAAGCACCGGUUGUGUAAGAGUGCUGAUUACAUGAACCUGCACUUUAAGGUCAAAUGGCUCUACAAUGAAUACUGCAAAGACCUGCCGUACUUCCAGAGUCGUGUGCCUGAGUACCCUGCAUGGUUUGAGCCAUUUGUCAUCAUGUGGUUGGAUGAGAAUGAGGAAGUGUCCAGGGACUUCCUGCAUGGUGCCCUGGAGAGAGACAAAAAGGAUGGGUUCCAGCAGACAUCUGAGCAUGCCUUGUUCUCUUGUUCUGUGGUGGAUGUUUUCUCUCAGCUCAAUCAGAGCUUUGAGAUCAUCAGGAAACUCGAGUGCCCUGAUCCACAGAUAGUGGGCAACUACAUGAAGAGAUUUGCUAAGACAAUUGGAAAUGUGCUUCUUUCUUAUGCUGAUAUCAUUGCCAAGGAUUUCCCCAAUCACUGCUCCAAGGAGAAAGUGCCUUGCAUCAUCAUUAACAACAUUCAGCAGCUGAGAGUUCAGUUGGAGAAGAUGUUUGAGGCCAUGGGAGGAAAAGAUCUUAAUGUGGAGGCCAGUGACUUCCUGAAAGAGCUUCAGGUCAAACUUAAUAACGUGAUGGAUGACCUCAGCAGGAUCUUUGCUGUCAGUUUCCAGCCUCAUAUUGAGGAGAGUGUCAGACAGAUGGGGGAUAUUCUGAGCCAGGUGAAAGGUGCUAAUGUUCCUGCCAAUGGCAACAGCAGCCUCACAGGGGAUGCUGAUAAUGUCCUCCAGCCCAUUAUGGACUUCCUGGACAGCAAUUUGACGCUGUUUGCUAAGAUCUGUGAGAAGACUGUUCUGAAGAGGGUUCUGAAAGAACUGUGGAAACUGGUCAUGAACACUAUGGAGAAAACCAUUGUACUCCCACCCCUUACAGACCAAACGGGCACUCAGCUCAUCUUCAACGCAGCCAAGGAGUUGGGCCAGCUUUCCAAACUAAAGGAGCACAUGGUCAGAGAAGAGGCAAAGGCUCUGACUCCCAAACAGUGUGCUGUCAUAGAGCUUGCACUGGACACCAUAAAGCAAUACUUCCAUGCAGGUGGAGUGGGUCUUAAGAAGACGUUUCUGGAGAAGAGUCCGGAUCUUCAGUCUCUGCGCUAUGCCCUGUCUCUCUACACACAGGCCACUGACAAACUCAUCAGGAAAUUUGUCCAGUCCCAGCAUGCACAGGUCCAUGGAGGUAAAGGUGUACGGUUCACACACAGUGAGGAUGUGUAUCCAGAGAAACCCUCAGGGGUAGAUGAUGCAGUGGGUGAAGUGUCCAUGUCUGUGGAGAUCUUCAAUGACCCCAAUACUGGAGGUCACAAAAUCACUGUUAAAGUUGUUGCAGCCAAUGACCUGCGCUGGCAAACCCAGGGAAUAUUCCGGCCUUUCGUGGAGGUGUAUAUUAUUGGACCUCACCUCAGUGAUAAGAAGAGGAAGUUUGCCACUAAAUCUAAGAACAACAGCUGGUCUCCCAAAUUCAGUGAAUCUGUUCAGUUUGUCCUGGGCAGUGAACUGGGCCCUGAAGGGUACGAGUUACAGGUGUGCGUGAAGGAUUACUGCUUCGCGCGGGAGGACCGUACCGUGGGCAUGGCCGUGCUACAGCUGAAGGAUCUGGCAUCGCGGGGCAGCGCGGCGUGUUGGCUUCCGCUGGGAAAGCGUAUUCACAUGGACGAGACUGGCCUGACCGUGCUUCGCAUCCUCUCUCAGCGUAACAAUGAUGACGUGGCCAAGGAGUUUGUCAAGCUCAAGUCUGACCAGCGUUCUGCAGAGGAAGGCAGAGGGAGCUAG
This is a messenger RNA of Chanos chanos (milkfish), 5643 nucleotides long. RefSeq names its product protein unc-13 homolog A. The transcript is spliced from 42 exons. Gene Ontology annotation, cellular component: plasma membrane; terminal bouton; presynaptic active zone cytoplasmic component. Gene Ontology annotation, molecular function: diacylglycerol binding; syntaxin-1 binding; calmodulin binding. Bases 1 to 5643 code for a protein of 1880 amino acids. Lineage: Eukaryota; Metazoa; Chordata; Actinopteri; Gonorynchiformes; Chanidae. The record is from RefSeq and is a predicted model, not a curated record. Gene Ontology annotation, biological process: synaptic vesicle priming; dense core granule priming; presynaptic dense core vesicle exocytosis.